This is a messenger RNA of Racocetra persica, 732 nucleotides long. Lineage: Eukaryota; Fungi; Glomeromycota; Glomeromycetes; Diversisporales; Gigasporaceae. The record is from the annotation of a GenBank genome assembly.
GCUGAUUACAGUCCACAAUUCUAUUUCUACACUUCGGACAUUUCUGGCACUAUCAAAUUGCCAGAAGAUAAAAAAGUUGUCAAACCUGGCGAUGACCUUAGUCUGCAAGUUCACCUUAUUCAUCCAGUUGCUAUUGAAGUUAAUAGCGCUUUCUCAAUUCGGGAAGGAGGGAGAACAAUCGGCAAAGGAAUUAAAAUUCCUUUUACCAAAAAAAAUAUUAGACAAAUUUCCGCCAGUGAACUAGCACCCGGAACCACGGGGCUAGAAUUAGAAAUCCAAACUAAUUUUCAUAUGGAGACUUUGGCAGGUUCCUUAAAAGGCAUAGUUCACGGUCCCAUCCAAGACGCUCCUUUUGAGAAAUUGGCUUUUGUUUUUAAAGACAAUGCCGACCAGCCCAUUUACGAUGCUCUGUGGGAUAGCAAAAACCAAAAUUUCGAGUUGAAUUUUGAGAAAGAGAAAUCCAAGUUUGCCAGCAUAAUUAAACUGACUGCCACUUCCCAAGGUCCGACCGGACCUAAUGGGCCAAAUCCUCCCGUAAACGACCAGCAAAAAAUCCAACAAUUACAAGCCAAAAUUGCCGAAUUAGAAGCCAAAUUACGGCAGCAACCUGAUGCUCCGACUAAUGAGGACGACAAAAAGGAAAUCAAAAAAUUACAAGGCGAGUUGGACCAAUUAAAGAAGAAAAAAAAUCCUCAGCAGCCAGGCCAAAAAAAUAAUUUUCCCUACGGAUUA